Molecule: messenger RNA, 1330 nt
Organism: Daphnia pulex (common water flea)
Lineage: Eukaryota; Metazoa; Arthropoda; Branchiopoda; Diplostraca; Daphniidae
Gene: pcs
Product: SH3 domain-binding protein 5 homolog
Exons: 8
Coding region: 87-971 (294 amino acids)
Biological process (GO): negative regulation of protein tyrosine kinase activity; intracellular signal transduction
Cellular component (GO): cytoplasm
Molecular function (GO): protein kinase inhibitor activity
Source: RefSeq, a predicted model, not a curated record
UGGGCCCAGGGAUCUUCAAAAAUUCAGAUCAUUGCUAGGUUUUUCUUUGGUUAAUAGUGUGGUCUCAAUAAUUUCGCUGUCAAAAUAUGUUUCGUUCAUCGCCAGCUGUUGGAGAUGACGAAGAGCUCGAUCCAAGAAUCCAGGUGGAAUUGGAGAGGCUCAACACCACAACAGAUGAAAUCAAUCGCUGGGAAACAGAACUUGAUGAAGCAAAUGCUGGAUUUCGUACCUUGCUGAGUAAGUCGACUCAACAACUCAAAGCCUUGGCCAAAAAACUAGGCAGUUGCAUUGAAAAGUCCCGACCAUAUUAUGAUGCCUUUGAAGAAUACAAAACGGCUCAAGAGCGUUGCCAAGAAGCAGCUGUGCAGUUUCAGAGAGCAUUUGGUAUUCACAAAGCUGCUAAAGAAACAAUAGCUCUUGCUGAACAGCGGUUUAUUAGUCAUCAACAUGAAUGGAAGUUUGACAAUGCAUGGCAGGAAAUGCUGAAUCAAGCGACUAUGAGGGUGAUGGAAGCUGAAACUCAAAGACAACUAAGUGAAAAGGAACAUCAAAAGAGUGCUGCGAUAUUCGAGACUGCCAAGCAAAAGUAUCAAUACCUUGAGAAAGAUUUGAAAAGCGCAAUUCAAAAAUCGAGACCCUACUUUGAACAAAAAGAGGACUUCCAAAAUAAACUGAUGGCACAGAAGUUAAAAGUUGAACUCAUUCAGCAGAGCGUCACCCAAGCUAAACAAAGCUAUUCAGACACGCUGAAAAAAUUAGAAUGCAUUUCAGAAGAGAUCCACGAGCGCCGACUACUUUCACGACCGAGAGAGCCGGGUGUGGGUGCGGAGAAAAGUUGCUCACCUCCACCGUCCCUAAAUUUUGAUUUAGACCAAUGCGAUAUUCUCAGCUUAGUUUCAAACUGCACGUUGAAUCGGGCGAGUGAUGACGAAGAAUUGUCUUGUUCUUCCUCCCCUACUACAGCCUCCUAAUUGAAUUGAAGACCAAGUGUCUAUUCUUUAUGACGACCCAAUUUAUUAGCUUUGGUACCUUGUUUAUGUUACGUACCUGCGUGAGGCAUGUUUUGCCACCCAUUGAAAAGUUAUCUUUUUAGGGUGAUGGUAGAACAGGUGUCAGCCAUGUCUGCAUAAUUAAAAUUAUACACUAUCCCCACCCCAGCCACCUUUGUUCCAUCUCUCAACAUUCAUUAUCCCUCAAACAAGUUGCCAUCAACCACCGCAAUAAUAAUUCAACAACAUUGUUUUCCAUUCCUUCCAGCGGGCAUUCUAUUCUAUUUCAACAAUAUUAUGGGUUCUGAGUAAUAAACAUGUAAAUAAAAGUAAUAAGCAUU